AAGGCAUUGACCGACUUUCUCGUGCUACUUAAGGAAAGGGUGACUGACCCCUUGCGGAGUCAAAGGCGUUGGCAACCGGUGAACCGGAGCACUGGACUGUUUAGCUGCUAGCCGACUUGACAAACAAGAUGGGAAAGGAUAAAAGCAAGCGACGGCGUCGGAGUGACUCUUCUAGUAGCAGCGACUACAGCAGCGACAGCGACCGUGAAGAAGCACGUCGCGAGAAGAAGAGCAAGAAGAAGCACAAGAAGUCAAAAGACAAGGACAAGAGCGGUUCCAAAUCCAGAUCCAAGGACGAGAGCCUUGUACAACAAGCGCGCGCCUUCCUCGAACAGCAUCUCGCAACGGGCGGCGGCGGCGCAGCAGUGGCAGGUGGCGGUGGUGGGAGUGGUGGUGGUCCUCCCUCCUCAGCUCCCUUCCAUGGCGCGGGGGCUCCUGCGGGGGCCGGUCCGCUGCCGCCGGUGCAGGUAUCAGAAGUUAAGGAGCCUCUGAGCGAGGAGGACUACUUCCGACGCCACGCCGAGUUCGCCGCCUUCCUGCAGCAGGAGCGCCGCACGGCCUUCAACGAGCUCAGCUCGGACCGCAGUCGGGAGCUGUUCUCCGAGUUCGUGCGCAUUUGGAACGAGGGGAGACUGCCGCCCAGGUACUACGCGGGCCUUGUGGCCGCUCCCACCCGCCGCACCGAGUACCGCUGGAACUUCGGA
Messenger RNA from Astrephomene gubernaculifera, 704 nucleotides. The record is from the annotation of a GenBank genome assembly. NCBI's taxonomy places the organism in Eukaryota, Viridiplantae, Chlorophyta, Chlorophyceae, Chlamydomonadales, Astrephomenaceae.